CUCUGGCCCCACAUUACAAAUACAAGCGCAAAAGAAUCAAAAGGUCGCCUUUUGGAGACACUGCAGACAGCUUCAUGGAAAACGAUCCACUGACUCAGCGGCUCGCAACACAAGUCUCGUCAAUGGCGUCGGUUGGAGAUUUCGAUUCGAAGAGGGACCUAAACAGCUUGCGGUUUUCGUACCAGCACCAUGCCAGAAAGCUUCUGUCAAACUUAAACGAAACGCGGAAAAUUCCAGAUCUCUGUGAUGCAUACAUUACCAUCGAUGGUACGUGUAUUCCAGUUCAAAAGAGCGUCCUGUCCGCUGCCAGCCAGUAUUUAAGAGCACUGUUCAGCUACAAUAAAAACCAGCAACAGCAUGAUGGGAAGAUGUGUAUUAAUCUGGACAGUCUGAAUGUUGGUGCAAAGACAUUUGAGAGGAUUUUGGAUUACAUCUAUACUGCACAAGUUCUUCUUGAGCCAGAAAAUAUCCAGGACUUGCUUCAAGCAGCUGAUUUGUUGCUGCUUACGGAUUUGAAGGACACAUGCUGCGAAUUUCUCCAGGGAUGCAUCUCUCCUCACAACUGCAUUGGAAUCCGAGAGUUCACUGCUCGCUUGUCGUGCCCUUGGAUUCACCUUAGGGUGACUCAGUAUCUUGAUGAACAUUUCAGGGAAGCCACAUACAGCGAGGAGUUUCUGCGUCUACCUGCAGACGAGGUGCAUGCGUUAUUGAUUCGUGAUACCAUUCAAGUCAGGGUUGAGGAAGAUGUCAUGGACAGCAUCAUUCGAUGGUAUCGCUGGGACAUGGUCAGUCGUAAGGCACAGAUGUCCUGGCUUUUGAACAAGUGCAUUAGAGUAGGAUUCUUGUCAGACCAAGCCAUCUCGCGACUCAGACAGGAUGAUGCUAAUCCUGAUGCUCUGGAAGAGGUUGCUCAGGUCUUGGAUGCCCUGCGCCAAGAUCCACGGCAAGACAGAAGGAGGGGGCUGCAACAGGUGCUGGUUGUUUGUGGAGGUGAAGGUCAGGCAGUAGAGUCACAGGAAGAAAUAGAGGCUAAGGCCACAACCAGAUGUGUGCGAAUCAAUAAGUCACAAUCAUCUCCAAACUGUGUUUGGAUUGACUUGGCUCCCAUGCUCACACCUCGAACUGGCCACUGUGUUGUGGAAGUUGGGGGCUUUUUAUAUGCUGUUGGUGGACGAGAUCAGCACUGUCGUAUCCUAAACACAGGUGAGAAGUACAACCCAAACACCAAUACUUGGACUGCCAUAGCACCCAUGGAACAUGGACGAGUUGGCUUUGGUCUGGUUGCCAUUGACGAUAGUAUUUAUGCUUUAGGGGGUAGCAAUGAUAUGACGGAUCCACUGACCUCCAUGGAGGUGUACAACGUGUUUACCAACAAAUGGCGGCCUCUUCCUGACAUGGUCCUAAAGAGAGUCUGGUCAGCUUUUGCAGCAGCAGACAAGAAAAUUUACGUCAUUGCUGGUGGCAUUGUUGGAAAGUUCUACGAAGCUGUUGAGUGCUUCGAUACCCGCACAGAGUCUUGGCUGUCUGUGUCUCCUCUGAGAGAACGUCGUUGUGAUGCCAGAGCUGUGGCUGUGGAAAAUGACAUUUAUGUUUUUGGUGGCUUCCGACACAUCGAGUGCCCUGGUGCUGUCCAGUCUGGGCAUAGUCUGAAGUUCUGUGGCACCGAAGUGUAUAUGUCCAAAAACGACUACUGGGUUAGCGUACAAAAUCGGCAUGGUGCCCCAGGUCUUUGCAUCAUGAAUGAGCGAUCACACAUCUGUGGUGCAGUGUAUGACGGUGAAGAUGUCCUUGUUGUUGGAGAACUAGAUGUCGGAAAUUCUGUCCACUGUGUGCGUGCAUUUAAUCGUCACACUAACACGUGGCAAUGUCUGGUACAGAACCUCCCAACGCAUCAGCAGCGUUAUCAGUGCUGCCUACUAAGUAUACCAUUAGCUGUCUUGGCCGAACUGUAUCCGCGACGAGAGGAUGCUGCUUCCACCAAAUAAAUGCCUUUAGAUACCAUUCUGCAUUUGUGCUCAUCAAAGUAACCACAUCUCUUCAAAAGUCUAACAUAAUUCAGGGUGUUUGCCCAUCUGUCGAUCUAACAUUAACUGUUCAUUGGAAUUGUGUACUUCAUCGCGCUGUCCUAUGGGGGAGUCACUCUUGAUAUUACUGAGAGGAGUAUUGCUUUUAACUGGCAUAUGACUUUGGUUCAGCCCUUUGCAGGUAUUGUCAAGGUAUGUUCACCUCCCUUUUAUUUCACAUGCAUCCUGCAAUUAUAUUGGCAGGUAAAAGCUGUUACUGGUACCCUCGGGUUGAGUACUCAUUUAUGAAGUUACUUUCUUCUUUGCAGUCGUUUUCUUUAUUUUUAGUAUAUUUUGUAUAUGAGCAGAUCCUAUGUGUCCUUGAGCCAUGAUACAGCCUUAGUGGCUGGUUCAGCAUUAAACACCAGCUACUCCCAUCUCACUUUCACAUGCUUGACAAGUAUGUUAAUGUCGUAUUUAUAGUUGUUGAGAUAUGGCCUUAAAAUACCAGUGUUGUAACUGGUUGUAUUGUUUCCAUUGAAUGAUACUUUGGUAGUUAUGCCGAGAAAGAUGAUAGUGAUGAGAAAUGGGAUGACUGUCAGCAUCUGUGGCUGCUGUAUAAUGUUUCUAGAAUUGUGUAUUGUGCUUGGUUGAAGUAGUAUUUGGGCUUGUCAUGUGAAGAUGUUUGCUCCCAGACUCCAAUGUACAUUACACAAGAUUUCUAGUCACGGUUUUGGUGCUGGAGCGAAGUGACAUGUCAGGAUUAAUAACUUCCAUAUGAUUUGUGAAACAAGCUGCCUGAACCCCUGAAAUGUGUUAUAUGUUUAGCUUUCAAGAAAGUGUCACCAAUCUAAAUGUUGAAUGUCGUUGUGUAAGUCUUCCUUUAUGUGUUCACAUUAGAUGGAGCUGUUUACAGGCUUGCUUUGCUCAUGCUGAACACAUUUCCGAUGUCUGCAAUAUAAACUUUAAUAGUGAUCUCUUGGCAGUUGUAAGAGCUUAGUUUCUAGAUGCUCAAGUACCCUGCUUGUAGCUACAAUGUCCUUAAAAGUGACUCUUAUGAAACAUUCUAUUUUCUACAAUUAACAAUAUUAGUUUUCUAAUUAUAGCCACAGCUGAUGUAAACAGAUCAUUUAAGAAAUAUGUAAACAGUAUUUGUAUUUUUAAAAAAUGUAAUUCCAAGAGUAAUGGAACUGGACAGCGCGUAUUUGAAAUACCUAAAGCAACAGGCGUUAAAUAAUUUGUACUCUUGCUGUCUGAAUAUGUUGCAAGUAGUUCUUUUUUUAUUUGUGGUGUUACAUCAGUAUAGUGAUUUAUAUUUACAAUAGCAAAGGUUGAUCUUAAGUUUUGGUUGGCAAGUGAAAUUGAAGUCGUGAUCACAUACUUGCUUAUGAGAUUAAUUCAGCAUUUAGUGUUGCAAGACAGCUGGAAUUCUAUAAGUAUUUCUGUACUCUUGCCAUAAAAUUAAAAAAUAAACUAAAAA
Messenger RNA from Pomacea canaliculata, 3483 nucleotides. RefSeq names its product gigaxonin-like. Lineage: Eukaryota; Metazoa; Mollusca; Gastropoda; Architaenioglossa; Ampullariidae. Gene Ontology annotation, molecular function: protein binding. The transcript is spliced from 6 exons. The record is from RefSeq and is a predicted model, not a curated record. Bases 75 to 1985 code for a protein of 636 amino acids.